GGAUCAUUUAUCUGAAAUGUACAGCAGGAUCAACUUAUUACAUAGAAAUAAUGGCACAGGGACACCAAGGCAUAUGCUCUGUGUUCGUCCUCUUACUAUGCUUCUUCAGUUCAACUUUUGCACGCAGGAUUCUGAAGGAUCUCCCUAUGAUGAAGCCAAGUAAGCUAGAUCUUGACCAUGAAAUGAUGCCUGGAAUGGCUGUGCUACACCCAGAUCAUGAGGUACAUCCUGAGCACAUGGUCAAGCCUGACCAUAAACUGCAGUCCAUGUUGGGUGCAUCAGAACAUCCCGAGCACAAGGAAAAGCCUGACCAUAAACUCCAGUCCGUGUUAGGUGCAUUAGAACAUCCUGAGCACACGGUCAAGCCUAACCAUAAACUCCAGUCUAUGUUGGGUGAAUCAGAACAUCCUGAGCACAAGGUCAAGCCUGACCAUAAACUCCAGUCCAUGUUGGGAGAACAUCUUGAGCACAAGGAAAAGCCUGACCAUAAACUCCAGUCCAUGUCGGGUGUAUCAGAACAUCCUGAGCACAAGGUCAAGCCUGACCAUAAACUCCAGUCUUUGUUAGGUGAAUCAGAACAUCCUGAGCACAAGGUCAAGCCUGACCAUAAACUGCAGUCCAUGUCUGGUGAAUCAAAACAUCCUGCGCACAAAAUCAAGCCUGAUCAGAUAAUGCAGACCAUGGCGAGUGAACUGGAAGAGGAAGAUCCAGACCACACAACUAAGCCUAUGGGAUAUGGUGUAGGUAGGGGCUACGGAAGUGGUGGGUCUGGGAGUGGCUUUGGGGAAGGAACUGGCUCUAGUGGAGGCAUUGGCUUUGGAGAAGGUAUUGGCUCUAGUGGAGGCAGUGGCUUUGGAGAAGGUAUUGGCUCUAGUGGAGGCAGUGGCUUUGGAGAAGGAAUUGGGUCUAGUGGUGGCAGCGGCUUUGGUGAAGGAAUUGGGUCUGGUGGUGGUACAGGUAUUGGCAUUGGAGAAGGAAUAGGAUCCGGGUCUGGCCAACCCAAUUGCGGUCCAGUCACGGGAGCUCCAGGCGAAGGGAUUGGUAUCGGAAUAGGACAGGGCUCUAGUGGUGGACCCGGUGUAGUUGUCCCAGGCGCAACAAUCCCUCCCAUAGUAGUUCCAGGCGCACAGAUUCCCGGUUUUACGAUUCCAGGUAUCACAGUUCCUGGCUACGGUUCUGGGUGCCAAACAGGUGGUUGCAAUCCGUACCCACCACACUACUAUAACCCACCAAGCUGUCCACAUUGUCCACCUUUCACAUCAGGAGAAGACAAGCACAUGUCAGACAAAGGAGCAAUGACGGAAGCUCUUGCACCCACUACACCGGAGAUGCAUGUUUAAGUGUCCAUGAAACACGAGUCUAAUAAAUCUCACUCAUAAUGAAAUCUAUUUUGGUUUGGUAAAAGCUUCACAUAAAGUUGAAUAAGACAACUUUCUUGCCCAAGUAGAAAGUUAAAUAAGGGAAAGUUAUUUAAGAAUAAGUAAGUACUCCAGAGACAAAGAUUGAGAAUUAGGCAGCUGGUAAUUGCAUUUCCAUGGCUGUAUCUGUAUGACUGACAAAUGAGUUUUAAAAACCGGUCCACAAAUCAAGUAAAGCUCUACUUUAAUGGAAAAUACGAACUUUAAUCA
Molecule: messenger RNA, 1628 nt
Organism: Arabidopsis lyrata subsp. lyrata
Lineage: Eukaryota; Viridiplantae; Streptophyta; Magnoliopsida; Brassicales; Brassicaceae
Product: aspartate, glycine, lysine and serine-rich protein
Exons: 2
Coding region: 51-1340 (429 amino acids)
Source: RefSeq, a predicted model, not a curated record